Molecule: messenger RNA, 6199 nt
Organism: Oreochromis aureus
Lineage: Eukaryota; Metazoa; Chordata; Actinopteri; Cichliformes; Cichlidae
Product: dynamin binding protein
Exons: 17
Coding region: 333-5399 (1688 amino acids)
Biological process (GO): intracellular signal transduction
Cellular component (GO): cytoplasm
Molecular function (GO): guanyl-nucleotide exchange factor activity; protein binding
Source: RefSeq, a predicted model, not a curated record
UGUAGGCAUGGAGAGGAGAGUCGCAGAGCAGCUCGGCUCUUCUCGUGGCUAAUGUGAUGACAGCUGAUUACAUCGACACCCGCAGAGGACCACAGCCGUGCCGCUUUCUGCGUGUCAACAUGUUCUAAUGCCCGCAAACAAAACCACGCAGCUCUUCUAGGAAAUAAUGACUCGGCGAACACCUCCGAGGCUGUGGGACGCGUAGCUGUUAAAAAGUUGCGGUGUCGUGGAGAAGGGCAACUCCGCCAACACCGCACCACAUCACCAGGCUCGAGAAGUUGGGUAUCUAGUCUGACUGGAUCUAACGGCCUGGUCCCAAAAGGUUAUGAGUAAUGGAAGCAGGAUCUGUGGUGCGCGCUGUGUUUGAGUUUCUCCCCAGCGUCUCCGAGGAGCUACCACUAUUUACUGGUGAUGUCAUCGAGGUGCUCAGUGUCGUGGAUGAGUUCUGGUUGCUCGGCAACAAAGAUGGCGUUACAGGUCAGUUCCCCAGCACCUUUGUGGAAGAGGUCACCAUUCCCAGCACCAAGCCUGGAGACAGACUGUAUGUGUGCAUUAAUGAUUUCAGCUCAGCAGAGCCAGGAAAUCUGUCCCUGAAGAGAGGUGAUGUGGUAGUUGGGGAGGCGGGAGGGUCCGUGGACCUUGGGGAAAUCUGGCAACGUGGCUGUAAUGCCUGGGGUGCCCGUGGUCUCUUCCCGACAUCAUGUGUGAAGGAGCUGACCCUUUCGUGCCGUUCCCGGCAGCUGUCUGAGCGCUCAGCCCAGGCCCAGGCGUCAGAGCUCCCACCUUAUGCUCUAGGUCAAGCCCGGGCCCUUAUGAGCCUCCAUGCGCAGCUCAGUGAGGAGCUGGACUUCCGUGAGGGGGACGUGAUCAUCAUCACAGGCCUGCCUGAGCCGGGCUGGUUCCAGGGCGAACUUGAUGGCCGCAGGGGAAUCUUCCCAGAGGGGUUUGUGGAGCUAUCAGGUCCCCUUCGGUCUCCUCAGGAACCUGUAGACUCCCAGUAUUUGAAUAAAGACCCUCAGCCGUGCAUCUACGAGGAAACCUUUGAGGCUGAAGAGGGGAAUGAGGAGGCAGGAAUGGAAGAAGAGGAGGAAACGUUGAGAGAGGAAGAAGAACAAAAAGUAGUCGAGGAAGAGCAGGAGGAAGAGGAGGGCGGAGUCUAUGGAGUAGCACUGUAUGAGUUUCGGGCCAUGGAACCAGGCGAGUUGGACUUUGAUGUGGGGGAUCGAAUCCGUAUUGUCGGUACAUUGGAAGAUGGUUGGCUAGAGGGACAGGUGCGAGGGCAGCGGGGUAUCUUUCCUCAUCGCUUUGUCAAAAUAGAGGGGCAUGUGCAAAAAAUUGCUGAAGAAACAGGUGUUGUUGAGCCGGAAGAAGAGAAGGAGAUCAGCAAUACUGAACACACCUCUGAUCAUUUAUGUCCCAAUGAUCCAGAGAAAGAGUGGAGCAUGUAUGAGGAUCACACAGUGUGGGACCUGGACUACUUCGAGAGGGCUGAGGAGCACCAGUGGGCAUGUGAAAACAAAAGUACUGUUGCUCAGACUGUUAACGCAGGGCAGACAGACUGUAGUCAAAGGGCUGACUCUCAGCCACGUAGACCUGCCCCCCCAGCACAAAGGGGGUCUCAGAGACCCAAAUCCACUCCUCCAGCAAGGCCCAGGCUGCCACCAAGGCCUAACUUUCCCCUCCAUAGCCAUAGGCAGCACGCUGGCCCAGCUUCUAGCAGAAAUCUGCCUACCUCUACCAAUGGUAACCAUCGGCCUUUACAACCCAAGCUAACUCAUAGCCUAACACUUCAUAACACCCAACCUGGGUGGUCUAAAGACAGCAAAUAUUACCAGAGGCAGCAAAGAAAUAACGCCUCCAUCAAUAACAGAGGUCAGGCAUUAAACAGUGUGGAGGGCCAAAAGUAUAAGAGGCUAACUCGCCAUGCAAGUGCCAGCGAUGCUGAUAUGAUGAGCUCUGAGAUCCGCCUGAGGAACCAACAGAUGACACGUCGCUCUAAUGGGGUGCUGCCUACAUCCGUAACCUUAGAAACCUUGGCAAGCUCGACCAGUGACCUGGAGACGAAGCUGUCACAGCAGCUCUUUGAAUUUGAGAAAAGCUUGAGCAAUCAGCCCCAUAUCUCACGGCACUUUUCUAUCCUGGACUACAAAGAUGAAAGGGAUAUCAUUCGAGGCUCCUCGCACUCUCCUGUGUCCCACCUCCUGCAGUCUGACUCUCAUUCUUUGGAAAGACGCAGAACCCUCCGCCCUCCGCCUCCUCGUCCCAGAGCCACGCGCCCACCAGCCCCAGCUGCGUACAAACCGACUCGCCCGGCUCCACGCCCUCCUCCCCAGUGCCUGAGACAGAAUCGCACUACUCCUCCAACCGGCAACUCCCUCAUCAACACGCCCAUCUUUUACACCCCUGAUGAGCCAGCUACAGACCUCCUCGACCAAACAACAGGAGGCCAGGUUGAGCCGGGCGACCCUGAAGCUGCCCAGGAACAUGAGAUCCAGUGUCAGCUUGAGGCAGAGCAAGAGCUGGAGAGAGAUGGAGAGAUGGAGCUAGAGACUCAGACACAGAGGGAGGAAGAGGAGGAGGAAAGGCAACAGCUGUUGCUACGGCUACAAGAAGUGGAGCGCGACAUGGAGGCUUACGCACACACGGCGGAGGAACUCAGGGCGAUGCUGGAGGAGGAGGAGCAGGAUGAGACGGCCCGCGUCCAGGCCUUGGAGAAUCUAGAGUUCUGCAAUUACACGCUGGAGACACUGGCCCUGGAGCAGCAGCAGCUACAAGAGAUGACACUUUUGCCGUCUGAACCUAAAACUCUGGAGUCCGCCCCCGUCUCCACGACGCCCACCCCCAGCACGGGCUCUGAGGAUCCAGAGACGAGGAUGCUAGAGAAGAGGUCAAAGGUCAUCGAGGAGCUGCUGCAGACAGAGAGGGACUACAUCAAAGACCUUCAAAUGUGUGUCGAGGAGAUCAUUGAGCCUCUGCAGCAGAAGCAGGUGAAGAACGUGGAUUACGAGGGGCUCUUUGGCAACAUCAGCUCAGUGAUUGACCUGUCACAGCGGCUGUUGAAUUCACUGCACGAGACAGACUCCAUAGGUAAGGUAUUCCUGGACUUCAAGGUAGAAUUGGAGGAGGUUUACAAGCUCUACUGCCAAAAUCACGAUGAUGCCAUCUCUUUGCUGGAGGCCUACGAGAAAGACGAAAGCAUCCAACACCACGUGUUGGAGUGUCUAAAGAGACUGAGGGCCAUUUAUCUCGAGUGGGGUAAAACGAAUUACAUCAACCUGGGCUCGUUCUUGAUUAAGCCGGUGCAGCGGGUGAUGCGUUACCCGCUGCUGCUGACGGAGUUGCUUGGGGCCACCCCGGAGAGCCACCACGACCGGGCCCAGCUCACUAAGGCUGUGCAGGCCAUCAAGGACAUCAACGUAAACAUCAACGAGUACAAGCGCCGAAAAGAUCUCGUGGUGAAGUACAGGAAAGGGGACGAAGACACAUUCAUCGACAAGAUCUCCAAGCUGAGCAUGCACUCGAUUAUCAAGAAGUCGAACCGCGUCAGCAGCCACCUGAAGCAACUCACAGGAAUUUCACCACAGAUUAAAGAUGAAGCGUUUGAUGAAGCUGAAAAAAGGUUCAGGCUGCAAGAGAGACUCAUCAAGUCCUUCAUCAGAGACAUUUCCCUGUACCUGCAGCAUAUCAGGGAAUCGGCAUCUGUGAAGGUCCUGGCAGCCAUCAGUUUCUGUGACAUCUACACUGAGCGCAGUGUGCUGGAUCCCGACCGAUUUCAGAGAGCUCACCGCUACAUCAGCGACAAAAAGUUUACAGAAUUUAAGGAGCGCACAGAGGCCUUAGUCAUCAACCCGCUCACCCAGCUCCUCCUCAUGUUUGCCGGGCCCCACAAACUCAUCCAGAAGCGCUUCGAUAAGCUGCUGGACUACGACAACUGCAAGGAGCGCGCCGAUCGCUUUAAAGACAGACGCACCCAGGAAGAGCUGCAGGUGACGCGCAAUACUUACGAAGCGCUCAACGCCCAACUUCUGGACGAGCUACCGAAGUUCCACGGCGUGGCAGAAGAGCUUUUUACAGGCUGCGUGAGGGCUUUCGCUCAAGCCCAGAAGGACUUCAUGAAGACGACGCUGGGAGAGCUGAAGCCACUCCUACAGGUUUUUUCUAACAAAGUUGGCACAGGGAGCAACCUGAUUUCACAGUUUCAAGAAGAGCACAGUCAAGUCCUCCAGCUUCUUCAGAGCUUUAGCUUCUGCCCAGAGAACCUGCCUCCGGCCACCGCCGCCACAAAAAAGCCCUUUGAGAAGAAAACUCUGGAGAAGCAGACUUCUAAAAAGCAAGUCCAGGGACCUCCCAGCCAUGUCCCGCAGACAGACGAGCACCGUGCAGAACUUCUGGUGCGCUUUGGCCCUGAGAAACUUUACCAGGCAGAUAGGAAUUUUAACGCUGCGCAGGAUCUGGAUGUCUCUAUACAAGAGGGAGACCUUGUGGGUGUAAUCAAGCAGCAGGACCCCAUGGGAAGCCAGAACCGCUGGCUAAUUGAUAAUGGAGUCGGCACGGGUUUCGUAUACAGCUCCUUCCUCAAACCCUACAACCCACGAAGGAGCCAUUCAGACGUCUCCAUCGAGAGCCAGUCGUCCAAUGAGUCGGGCUACGGCGGCUCCUCCCCUGUUUUCUCCCGCCAGAACAGCAACAGCACGCUGACCUUUAACCAGGAAACGGCCACUGUCAGCUUUACGCAAUCCCAGAGCCAUUCAUCCCCACAGCCGUCGCUGGACUCCGCCUCAUCUCGUAAGAGUCACCAGAAAGACAUAGCCCAGCCCGACUCUGCCAGUCAGAGCAACUCCAUGAACUCUUCACCCCGAAACCCCUCAAACCGCAAGGAGUUUUCAGAUCAAACGCACCGAAAUACCUCCAGUCACAGAGAAGUAGAGCCUUCUUACCGGCACUCGGGCAGUCACAGAGACUCGUACGACACGAGUUACGGAAGUUCAAGUGGACACAAGGAGAUGUCGGACCUCUCUGAGACAGACUCUUAUUCUUCACAACGUGACAAUCGCUCACAGCGGUAUGGAGACACGGACAAAAGCUACAGUUCAUAUCAGUGGAGAAAUGGAGACAGCAGCAAUCAGAAGAAACCUGUUUAUUCCAGAGAGGAGUACAUCGAGCCAGAACCAGAACCAGAACCAGAACAGGAGAGUGAAGUGGACGGACAUCAGAUCUACUAUGCCCUCUACUCCUUCACUGCCCGUUGCGCCAAUGAACUGAGCAUCUCAGCCAAUGAGCGACUGCGAAUUAUCGAAUUCAAGGACAUGAACGGCAACAGCGAAUGGUGGCUGGGGGAGGCGGGCGGGCGGCGAGGAUAUGUGCCUUCCAACUAUAUACGCAAAUCCGAAUAUACAUGAACAAAUGUUGCGGGGAAGAAAUGAGACUGAACUUUAAGAGGCAUUAAGAAGGUUUUACUCUGUGAACAAAGACAGAACAAAGAGACAAGAAAGUGAAGUGUUGUCUGACCAGUGCUGCAAACCGCCCCUGAAAGUCUAUAUUUAUAGACUUUUUCUUUUUUAAUUAUUAUUUUUUUACUUGCUGAAAAACUGCACGCUCCCCAAGCCCUACUCAGUUUCCUGUGGGGGGAAAAAAAACCUGUGAAUUGGAACAAACUUGCCAUAUUUCUUUUUUGGGGUUUCAGUUACGAGAACAGUCUUUAGGAUCAGCUCAUUGGGAGAUUGCAAUGAAGAUGUGAAUGUUUUUAGUUCAGACUGACUCUUAAAGCAUUGAGUGGUAUGUGCACAGACUGACCUGACACUGUGUUAACCCCUUUUUUUCUUUUUUUCCUGCAUGUGGUUUGUUCCACCACUGUAGUGGUAACUAUGAGAUGAAUUUAUAACAUUCAGUUGAAUAAUCAGUGUUUGAGGCAAAGUUUGAAGUGUCUGCAGAGCCAUCAGCAGGAGUUUGGGGUGUUGGACUGAAAUCAACAUUCGUCAUAUAGUUUACAAGCACUCCUUUUAACUUUUGGGUGAACUGACUCCCUGUAAACUGGUUCUUUAAGAGAACAGGAGAGGGAGACUUGCAGUCUGAUUGGACCCUUCUUCACAUGCUUCCCAUGUAUUUUAUAGGAUAUAUGAUGCUGUAUAUUGAGAUGGUAUUGUACCCACUGUAAAGUGAUCACUGAAUAAAAAACAAACAGCUCAGCUGAAAAAAAUGA